AUGCCUAUUUACACAGUUCCUGUGAGAAGUCCCUGUGAGGCACAACCUACUAAAACUUUGCAGAAGACUUCUUCACAGAAUACCUUUACUAGCAUCAAAGCAUCUGGGCAGCAACCAAAAUCACAGAUUUCAGGAGAGGAAAAAGAUGGUCUGCCUCCACGUUCUCAGUACAAGACUGAGGAACUAAAUCGGACCUAUGUGAUUUCAACCUGUAAAGAAGCAGGUGAUGCAUCGACUAUGCAUAAACCUGAAGGCAGAUUAACACUCCAGAGGAGAACUGGAGCAAGCAAAAUAUCGGUGUCAAGUAGUGAACAGCUACAUACAAACACAACACAAGGCAUGAAAAGCACACAUCUGGAGAAAAGACUUACUCUGCAGAGGCGUACGAGGACUUAUUCCACAGAGAAAAGGAAAAUUAGUCAAAAUACUGUGCCUAGAACUGAAAAUAAUUACUCUGCUGCACAAAAUAACUGCAAGAGUGCACUUCUACCAAACGUUAAGAAUAAUGAUACUGAUGAUGUUAAACCUAGCUUUAGGUUAGCUGAGGGUCAGCCAGCUGCGAAGGUGCAGUAUAACAUGAACAGCAAGGAUUCCUGCGUCUCUGUCAAUGGUCUGUGUGAAAAUGACAACUACACGCAUAUAAAAUACAGGGCAAGUGCUGCUGACACAAGACUUAAAAAUGAAGUUGCUAAAUCAGAACAAUUAAUUACCUCAAAAUGUAUUAAUAGGAUAUCUGAAGAACAACUGAAUGAAAAAGAUAAUAUAAGUAAGUUAGCUGGAAAGCAAAGGUUGCAACACUUGAUUAUAAAACAUAACAGCUCAGAAAGACCUAGGACACCAAUAAAAGGUUCAAUAGAAGGGUUUCAGCUUACACCAAAGAGCAGCACUUCUCGAGAUCAACCAUCUUUAUCCACUUCAAAUAAACGAACAUCUCGUCCUCAAACUUUAUUCAAAAAAACCCCUAGAGUCUCUAUCUCUCCUCCUGUGAGUAGAUGUUCAAAACCAAAAGAAAACACAGAGACUCUAGCUGAGAGCAAUAGCACUGAGAAAGAUGUUUUCAAAGUGGAAAGCAGCAAAGUGGUUGUAGCUGUGCGUGUACGGCCUUUCAGCAAAAGAGAGAAAGAUGAAAACUCACUUCCUGUAAUCUCCAUGAGUGGUCCAGAGACAGCUGUACGAAAUUCAGCCACAAACCAAGUUUACCGCUUCAGUUAUGACUUCUCUUUCUGGUCUUUUGACAAGCGUGAUCCUAAUUAUGCCAGCCAGGCAAUGAUUUAUGAAACUUUGGCAGUGCCGCUCCUAGAAAGAGCUUUUGAGGGAUAUAAUGCUUGUCUUUUUGCUUAUGGGCAGACUGGUUCUGGAAAAUCAUACACAAUGAUGGGAUUUGAUGAAGAUCGAGGAAUAAUUCCAAGACUUUGUGAAGAUCUUUUCUCCCAAAUAGCACAAAAGGACAAGCAACAGGUUUUGUAUCAUCUUGAAAUUAGUUUUUUUGAAGUAUACAAUGAGAAGGUUCAUGAUUUGCUUGUCUUUAAAGCUGAAAGUGGACAGAAGAAACAACCACUUCGUGUAAGAGAACAUUCAGUGUUAGGACCGUAUGUGGAAGGCCUGACAGUGAAUGUUGUCAGUUCUUACUCUGAUAUCCAGAGUUGGCUUGAACUAGGAAAUAAGCAAAGAGCGACAGCUGCUACAGUAAUGAAUGACAAGAGCUCUAGAUCUCAUUCUGUCUUUACCCUUGUCAUGACACAAACCAAGGUCGAAUUUGUGAAUGAAGAACAAUGUGAUCGUAGGCUUACCAGUCGCAUAAAUCUAAUUGAUCUAGCUGGCAGUGAGUGCUGCUCAACAGCUCAGACCACUGGAGAAAGGCUGAAGGAGGGUGCAAGUAUCAAUAAAUCACUGUUAACCCUUGGAAAGGUUAUUUCCGCACUCUCUAAACAGUCUCAAAAUGGAAAGAAAAGUUUCAUUCCUUAUCGGGAAUCUGUCCUUACUUGGUUGUUAAAGGAAAGUCUUGGUGGAAAUUCACAAACUGCUAUGAUUGCCACAGUAAGUCCAGCUGCCAGCAGUACAGAAGAAACACUCAGCACUCUUCGCUAUGCAAAGGAAGCUUGUUCAAUUAUCAAUGUUGCUAAAAUAAAUGAAGAUGUGAAUGCCAAGGUAAUCAGAGAAUUGAAAGCUGAAAUAGAAAAACUGAAGGCAGCUCAGAAAAGAGCUGUGAACACUGACCCUGAAAAGUACAGAUGUUAUUUGAAGGAAAUAACAUCUUUGAGAAUAAAAUUGCACCAGCAGGAGAAGGACAUGGCAGAAAUGCAAAGGGCCUGGAAAGAAAAAUUUGAACAUGCAGAAAAAAGAAAAUUAGAAGAUAUAAAAGAAUUGCAGAAAGCAGGAAUUGCAUUCAAAAUGGACAAUCGUUUACCGAAUCUUGUCAAUCUCAGUGAAGAUCCUCAGCUUUCUGAGGUGCUGCUGUAUAUGAUCAAAGAAGGAGAAACUACAGUUGGAAGGUGUACACCGAAUUCAAAACAUGAUAUCCAGCUUUCUGGAGUGCUAAUUGCUGACGACCAUUGUAUUAUAAAAAAUACUGUUGGCGAAGUGAGUAUUACUCCACUGAGAGAAGCCAAGACAUACGUCAAUGGGAAAUGCAUUUUAGACCCAACAGUUUUGCAUCAUGGUGAUCGAGUGAUCCUUGGGGGAGACCAUUAUUUCAGGUUUAAUCAUCCAGCAGAAGUCCAGAAAGUUAAAAGGCCAUCUUGUGGGACUAUGCUUUUGCAUGAGGGUCCAAAAGAUUUUGAAUUUGCAAAGAAUGAGCUGCUUGUUGCACAGAGAACACAGCUUGAAUCGGAAAUUGAAGAGGCACGACUCAAAGCCAAGGAAGAAAUGAUGCAAAGUGUCCAAAUUGCAAAAGAGAUGGUUCAGCAAGAACUGACCUCACAAAAAGAAGUUUAUGAAAGCAAAAUAAAAUCACUGGAAGCAGAGGUGAGAGAAGAAUCUCGUAAGAAACAAAUGCAAGAACUGAAUAACCAAAAAGCUGCAACUAAAAUACAGGAGCUAGAGAAGGCAAAGCAAAACCUGGAGCUGGAAUUACACUUCAAUAAGAAGCGUUUAGAAAUGGAGACCUUAGCUACUAAGCAGGCUCUAGAAGAUCAUACUAUUCGUCAUACGAAGAUACUUGAAGCUCUGGAAGCUGAGAAGCAGAAGAUUGCUGAAGAAAUACACACCCUUCAGAAGAAUCGUGGAAGUGGGAGUAAAAGUAUGACUAUUCCACUUAACUGGAAUUCUCUGAAGCUAUCUAUGAUGAUCAAAGAGGCCAACACCAUUAGUAAUGAAGUAGGGCAAAACAUGGUUUUCUGCAGGCAUGACAAAGUCGAUAAAACAGGAACAGUGUCUUCCGUUCAGGUGCGGGUUCGUAACAUCAAACUGGGAAUAGCAACUUUCUGGAGCCUAGAGAAAUUUGAAUGUAAACUGGCAGCAAUGAAAGAACUCUAUGAGAGUAAUGACAGCAGUAAAGCUGCUGAUGUAUUUUAUGACCCUGCUGAUGAGUGGGAACCUGACCUUUCAGAUGCCUCAGUUUCCUCUCUUUCUAGAAGAAGAAGUAGAAGUUUCAUGAAGAACAAGAGGAUUUCUGGAUGUUUGUCUGAAAUAAAAUUGCCACCAGUUCGGAGUGUACAGAGCUCCUAUGUAUCAGGUUCAGAGAACAAGUCCAACAUAUGCCCAGGAUUUUCUGAGUCCUCUCUUCUUGGAAUUUGCAAAGAAUCUAUAAGUUCAACUUUAGAUUUACUGGAAGAGAAUCAUGAAGGAGGAAAAAGCAUAGUAGAUAGUCUCCUAACUGAUUUGUUCAUCAUUUCCUCUGGAGUGUCUGCCAUUUCAAAAGCCUAUGAGCGGCAAGAUGAAGAAAGUCAAGAAAACUUUUUCGUUCUUGAUCAUGCUGCUCAGUCCUACAGCAUCAAAAUCAUCUCUGCUUUUCAACGGCUUGUAGUUCUAACCAAACUCUGGCUUAACAAUAUCCAAGAGUGUCCUGGAUCUAUAAAAACUGAUCAAAAAGUAAAACAGGAAGUGAAGAGCUUGGGAGGUUAUUUACAGUUACUAUUGCAGGGAUGUUCUUCAGAUAUAUCCUCGAUGGUAACAGAAGCAUGGAGCAAAGUAAAUCAAGCAGUAAACCAAACAAUGAAAUAUGUAGGACACUUGGCAGUAGUCACAGGAACCGAUAUUUCAUUUUCUGAAGAAAACAUUCCUGCAACUAGUCCACAGGAAUUUGUACUUGCCAUUUAUGAUGGAGUAGGCUCAGGGCUGGAGUUUCUCAUUGAUACAGUACAGGAAAAAGCAAGAAUGGUGCAGAAACAACUUGGGAAACUAUGUCCACAAAAUGAGAUAAUAGUGAAACUCCAAAAAUCUUGUAUGUUCCCAUUCUCUUGCCUAACUCCAAGCUUUGUGUUUCCAGCAAAAGGAUUUGAGCAGUCUGCUAUUCAAAAUCGAAUCAAGGAUAAUGCUGUGGCAUUAGCUGGGUUCCUUGAAAAUAACAUCUCCUACGGCAGAAAGAAAGAAAUAGAAUCUCAAUUACCACAAGAAUCUCUAUAUCAGGAAAUAAAGAGAAGUACUGACAUUGCUGCAAAAUAUUUGGAAUUGGAGCAGUGCCUAGCUGGAGUCUGCCAAAUUGUUUCUUCCAUGUUCCAAGGGUCGUACAGAAACAUGAGCCCUCUCAGGAGCUUUGCAGAAAAGAUUUGUGUCAUAGCUGGGUAUUUUAACAACUAUUUUGGUAUAUUCGCCUUGUCUUCUACUUCCACAAACAAUUCUAUCCGGAAAAUAUCUAUGCCUUUUAUGAACUUGGAUGAAUUGGACUCUCUUGUUGAUUCCCUUCUUAUGAAUUAUGAACUUGAACAAAGACAGCCAUUACUGAAACCUCAAACUCUUGGUAAUGAAACUACUGAGACUCAAGGAGGACAGGUUGAAACAAGUGAAGCUGAGUUUGCUUGGAAAAGGAUGGGGAUUCCAAAACACACACACAAACUCCAGUCUUCACAUCCAUUUCCUGCUGAGUUUUCACCUGCUAGGAUUCAGUGGGUAUGA
Messenger RNA from Indicator indicator, 5052 nucleotides. RefSeq names its product kinesin family member 14 (gene KIF14). Lineage: Eukaryota; Metazoa; Chordata; Aves; Piciformes; Indicatoridae. Gene Ontology annotation, molecular function: microtubule motor activity; ATP binding; microtubule binding. The record is from RefSeq and is a predicted model, not a curated record. Gene Ontology annotation, biological process: microtubule-based movement.